Molecule: messenger RNA, 2770 nt
Organism: Carassius carassius (crucian carp)
Lineage: Eukaryota; Metazoa; Chordata; Actinopteri; Cypriniformes; Cyprinidae
Product: TBCC domain-containing protein 1-like
Exons: 6
Coding region: 3-1781 (592 amino acids)
Biological process (GO): maintenance of centrosome location; maintenance of Golgi location
Cellular component (GO): spindle pole centrosome
Source: RefSeq, a predicted model, not a curated record
AAAUGGACAAAUACACCGCAUGUGUAUGGCCACGUCUGGAGCCCUUCCUGAUCGGUGUGCUUCCUGCCACACCCCCAAGCAAAUUCAGCAUGCAUUAUCUGCGCAAGAUGGCCUGUUAUGUCCGGACCCGGGAUGGUUGCUUCCCCAGGCUUGGCUGGCACAUGUGGCGACACAUCGCUUGUGGCAAACUGCAGCUGGCAGAGGAGCUUGCCUGGCUGUAUUUUGAAACUUUUGAUCUGUUGAUGCCUCGUUCUGCAGAGCAGAGAUUAGAGUGGGCUGAAUCUCUAUCUCAGUGCCACACUCCUAAGGAACUUGACAGGCAGCGCUGUAAGCUGUCAGUGGACACUCUGCAGUUUCUACUCUUCUUGUAUCUACAGCAACUAAACCGAAUUUCUCUUCGCACUUCACUGAUUGGGGAAGAGUGGCCAAGUCCCAGAUCACGAUCUCUCUCUUCUUCCUCUGAGAGAGACAACAAAAUAAGCUCCCAAAAUAAGAACUGGGACGACCAGGCUCAUCUUACUUUCAUCCAGACACACCUGGCUGAGCUUUUGGAGCUACUAGUGGAGCCAGGCCAGCUGAGCAAUUCAGGGCAGCUUCUGCGUGACAGCCAGCUCACUUCAGAGGCCUUGGAAAGCCUCAGUUUGUUGCUGGAAGGAUCUGUGAGCCAUAGCCUUACCGUGUACCCAAUCCACAAGCUCCUCAGCCACAUGCCACUGCAGUCUCAGGCAGGAUUCUCCAAACUCAGCCACUCCUACUCUCUGCAGCAGUUCCAGGGGUUUCUGCAUCAGGCCCUUUGCCUCAACCCCUUCGGCAUCUCCACCUGCUCACAAUCGGGAAAGAAACUGGCUUGGGCCCUGCAAGUAGAGGGCACCCUAAAGAAAGCCAAAAUAUUCAGAAAUACUCACAUGGCUCCUCCAGGAAGUCGACUGCUGCUCAUGUCGCAGGUUUGCAAACAGACGUUGGCCAAAGACUCUGAAAAGCUGAAUAAUGCCAACAUCAAACUCCACCGCUGCAGUGAAGCUUUCAUCUAUCUUCUCUCUCCUCUGCGGUCCGUGACCUUGGACAAGUGCAGGAACUGUACAGUGGUUCUUGGCCCGGUGGGGACCAGCAUCCACAUUCAGAGUUGUGAGAAUGUCCGUGUGGUGUGUGUGGCUGGCCGUCUGACCAUAAGUGGCUCAUCUCACUGCACAAUCCAUGCCCUUACCCCUACUCGACCCCUUCUCCUUCCUGGGAAUGUGUCACUAACACUGGGCCCCUUCCACACACAUUAUCCCACUCUAGAGGACCACAUGGCUAGUGUGGGCCUAGCAGUGGUUCCCAAUUCAUGGGACCUACCUCUGCUGUUUGGUACCUCUGCCGAGGGUUCCAUUACAGACACUAGCUGCUACCGCAUCCAGCCCCCCUCUGAGUUUUAUCCGCUGGUGAUACCCUUCAAAAUGGAGGGGGAUAACUGUGAGAUCCCUUGGGGCCUGCCGACAGACUACCAAAAGGCCGUGGAGAGCCGAGAGAAGGCGAUAGAAGACUGGCAAAAGACUGUGAAGGAAGCACACCUAAACAAGGUUCAGAGACGGCAGUUUCAGGCCUUAGUGGAGCAGAAGUUUCAUGAGUGGUUGCUUGAGACAGGACAAAGACAAGAGCUUGACAGUCUCCACCCUCCUGUCCUCACCCCCUCCACCUCUGUAGACCACUGGCCUGCCAGCCACACCUCCAUCUCUCGACAGAAUGUACUCCAAGAUCAACCACCAGAACCAGCAAUGGGACGGGCACCAACUGUUUGCUAAGAGAACAGCUAAACAACCAAAAGCUGCUUUUGCCCUCUUUCCACCAAAAAAAAAAAAAACUGAUCUUCAAACAUUAGUGUUCCUCUGGUAUGAAGACUGUCAGUGCUGUAUCAGGUUUUGACAGGGACUUUGUGUCCUGUCACAUUAUGGACAUGUAGAGAAAUCUAUGCUGGAUUAGUUUGUAGAGAUGCAGGGUUAUUGCUGCAGGUGUCUUGAUAGUUUUAGCAUUAUGCUACUUUCUGUUAUAAGACAUCAGUGAUUCCAGAGGUUGAUGUGCAAGAGAAUAUCACCACUAGAGAGUCAUUAUUUAAUUAAAACAGCAAUGCUCCCUUCAUAUGAAUUUAGAGGAAACGAGGAUGAGAAAUGUGCAGGUGUGUACUGUAAUUAUUGACAAAUAUGUCUCAGACUCAAUUGGUACGUGGCAUAACACAUAUGCUCACUAAAGAGUUUGCAGCUAUUGCCUCCUGAAAUCUCAUGGGCUAGUAUAAAUGUUUAUAUUUCUCCUUUGCUGUAUGUUUGUUCACAAUGCCUUGCACUGUAUUUGCACUAUAACUGUAUCUGCACAAUUCUGAUUCCAUCAACGCUUUUUUAACAACACUCAUUUAAAAAGUCUCUUAAAUGUAUUCAUUCCUUAAGGGAACAUUUAAAAUAUGUUUGACUCAGCAUUUUAUAGGUUAGUGUACAUAUUCUAUAGGUAGCUCUGUGACUUGAAUAUUGACUAUUAAAUUGGGUUUCUUAAAAGUGAAAUGGUUUGGGUGUUUAAUAAACCAUAACUAUUUUCAUAUUCGGUUUGAGGAAAAUUUUAGCUAUUCAGACUUUUGACUUCAUUAAAAACUGAACACACCCCUGAAUCUUUCCCUUGAUCUUUAAUUGCCAUAUUGAAUAAAUAGAACUUAGCUUUGGCUUGCUGAAUGGAGUAUAUGUGUGUAAUACAUGUCAAAUUAAACACGUGACAUUCAGUUGUCAUUGCAAAAAAAUAUAUAUUUUUA